AUGAAGCCCAUCCCGGUUCCAGAUUUGUAUAAUGUGGGGCGUGAGGGCAGAGAUACCUGCUUUCAUAUAUUGCACCUAGAGUGGAAUAAUGAAGGCAACAUCCCGGGAACGCUGCUCGAGGGACACAAAACACGAGAGCGCCCGCCGGCAACACGACCAGGAAAGAAGCGUAGGCGACGAGCGCAAGGCUCUACUACUGCCAACGCUGGUGGUGACGACAACAGCGGUGGAGAUGGCGGAGACAGCGGAAUUGGUGAGAGCAAUGCUGGAAGUGAAGGCGACGUCGCCGAAAGCGAGGCUGGCAGCGUCACUGGUGGUCCAGGUGAUCAGAGGUGCAUGGAGGUGUAA
This is a messenger RNA of Phytophthora infestans T30-4, 348 nucleotides long. RefSeq lists its product as uncharacterized. The record is from RefSeq and is a predicted model, not a curated record. The transcript is spliced from 2 exons. Lineage: Eukaryota; Oomycota; Peronosporomycetes; Peronosporales; Peronosporaceae. The coding region runs from base 1 to 348 and encodes 115 amino acids.